This is a messenger RNA of Cylas formicarius (sweet potato weevil), 849 nucleotides long. Its product is annotated as flavin reductase (NADPH). The coding region runs from base 106 to 735 and encodes 209 amino acids. Lineage: Eukaryota; Metazoa; Arthropoda; Insecta; Coleoptera; Brentidae. The record is from RefSeq and is a predicted model, not a curated record. The transcript is spliced from 4 exons.
CGUCUUACUGCAAUUCGUGAACCAGUACUCGAUUAAAGAAGACGAAUAUGCCGAUAACCUAAUUUUGUGUUUACCUUUGAGUUGGCCAUUUUGCCAUUUCUUUGGAUGGUUAGGAUGAACAUCGAACGAGUUGUGAUAUUUGGCUCUACUGGUACGACAGGAUUGUGCGCUACCCAUGCUGCUGUUAAAAAAGGUCUAAAUGUAAGAGCGUUCGUUCGAGAUCCCAAUAAACUGCCCGACAAUCUGAGAGACAGCGUAGAAGUUGUGAAGGGGGACGUUUUGCUUUAUAAUGAUGUGUUAAAUGCAAUUCGGAAUACAAGCGCUGUGGUUGUGGCGCUGGGAACCAGAGACGAUCUUAGCCCCACAAAAGAUCUCAGUGAAGGCUUGAAAAAUAUUAUUAAAGCAAUGAAAGAACUAGGUGUGGAUAUUAUAUCUGUAUGUUUGUCUGCAUUUCUGUUCCAUGAUGCAAAUUCCGAUAAAGUCCCGCCUCGAUUUAGGGAUGUUACAGCAGAUCACCGGCGUAUGUAUGAAGUUUUAAAGGAGUCUGGAUUAAAAUAUAUUGCCAUAUUUUCACCUCACAUUGCAGAUAAUCCAGGGUCAGAUUAUGAUGUUGCCCAUGAUAAAUAUUUGGGUAGAGUUGUAUCUAAACAUGAUCUGGGAAAAUUCUUGAUUGACUCAUUGUCAAAGCCAGAACAUUAUGGAAAAGUAUGCGGUAUUAUAUCCAAGGAGAUGUAGAACACUGUUUGUGACAAUUUUAGUGUGCAAAAUGUAUUUUAGAAUUUUGGUGUUGGAUGUUGUUAGGUGUAGUUAAUUGCAACUGAUUAGCAAUUAUAUUCAUACUAAUCAAAA